Molecule: messenger RNA, 968 nt
Organism: Eurytemora carolleeae
Lineage: Eukaryota; Metazoa; Arthropoda; Copepoda; Calanoida; Temoridae
Product: transforming growth factor-beta-induced protein ig-h3
Exons: 7
Coding region: 33-914 (293 amino acids)
Biological process (GO): cell adhesion; extracellular matrix organization
Cellular component (GO): extracellular matrix
Molecular function (GO): cell adhesion molecule binding
Source: RefSeq, a predicted model, not a curated record
AGUAACCACUGUAAGUCCCAACAAGCAGCAGAAUGAGGACCUUUGGACUAUUGACAGCUUGCCUGGCUGUUGUCAGCGCAGGAAAUAUUGCCGAGGAGCUGACAGCUGCCGGAGCCACCACACUUGUAGAUCUGGUUGUCAAAGCUGGACUAGCUGAUACGGUCAGCACUGGAGGUCCCUUCACUGUCUUCGCCCCGACCAACGAGGCUUUCAACAAGCUCCCCGCCUCCCUCCUCGCAACCCUCCAGUCAGACAUAGAGCUCCUCAAGAAGGUUCUUCUGUACCACGUUGUCAGCGGAGAAGUAUACAGCAAAGACAUCACCAACGACAUCACUGUCGACAGCGUUGAGGGAUCUAAGCUGAGAGCUAACAUUUAUCUUAAAUCUCCUUAUUACCCGGGUUUUGUCACCGUGAACGGUGUCCGAGUGACCAAGGCUGACCACAAGGCUGACAACGGUGUCAUCCAUAUUGUUUCCGACGUCAUCUAUCCCUUCCCUACCGGAAAUAUCGCUGAGGCUGUAACCGCUGAUCCCAGAUUCUCAACUCUCUUGGCUGCCGUAGGAGCCGCAGGUCUUGCUGAGACUCUAUCCGGAGAGGGACCCUUCACCGUAUUCGCCCCAACCAACGAGGCCUUUGCUAAGAUCCCCCAGGAUACUCUGAACGGUCUUCUAGCAGACAAAGAUGCUCUUACUAAGGUUCUGUUGAGACACGUAGUCCCCGGCACACUGUACAGCAAGGGAAUCUAUUGGGCUGAGCACAAAACAGCUGGUGGAAAUGAGGAGGAUAAUGUACAAACACAGGUGUUCAAGGGAGGAGUAACAAAGGUUGUAUCUAAGACUGCUGGAGCUCGAGUAGUUGACGUUGAUAUUCCUGCAACCAAUGGAGUUAUUCAUGCUAUUGAUACAGUUAUAUAAAUAGAAAACCAAACCAAAUCAAAUCUUACAAAUAAAUAUUUAAAUUUAUUCUAA